AUGAUUCUCACUACAAAACCACCAUAUCCUUCAAAACAUCUUCCCGUUGUCUCGCCCUCACAAAGGCCACCGAUACACGCCAUACCCAAGAAACCCCUCCUUGACAAAACGCGGCUUAUCGCCCAUCGCCUCAAACACCUCUGGAGCAAGUCUCCCCCCGAAACCAACGCAUACCCCAUCUUCCCUCCAACACCAGAAGAACUCCUCGCCAAACCAUCCACCUACCUCUACAACCUCCCCCAACGCAUCUACCGAGCCCCCAGAGACCAACAAGAAGACUCACCCCUCUUCUCUUUGUACCGCCUCUACGAACACCUACCUCUAAACUACAACACCGGUCUACGAAAAAAACUCGAAUACUUCUGGUACACCAAAUGGCCCGUAUCCUCUUUUCCCGAUCCCAAGGAUCAAUCUAAAUCUCGCUAUGCAUUGUUAUCUGGUAUCCCGGGGUUAUUGGUUGAGUCGUUCAAUGAGCGUAUCCAAUUAGGGCUGCCGCGGAAGGCGGAUUGUAUUGUUACGCGUGAGGAGUUGGGGCGGUAUCAGAGGGAGGAGAGGGGGUUUGAGGUUGUGACUGAGUGGACGAGGAGUGUGCGUAGGUUGGAAGGGACACUGGUUAUUCGGCAUGAGGAUGGUGAGGUUUUGACGUCGUUUCAGGAUGAGAGGGUCAGUGAGCAGUUGGCGGAGAAGACUGUUUUGUAUUAG
Messenger RNA from Penicillium cataractarum, 702 nucleotides. RefSeq lists its product as uncharacterized. Lineage: Eukaryota; Fungi; Ascomycota; Eurotiomycetes; Eurotiales; Aspergillaceae. Bases 1 to 702 code for a protein of 233 amino acids. The transcript is spliced from 2 exons. The record is from RefSeq and is a predicted model, not a curated record.